Molecule: messenger RNA, 429 nt
Organism: Effrenium voratum
Lineage: Eukaryota; Dinophyceae; Suessiales; Symbiodiniaceae
Source: the annotation of a GenBank genome assembly
AUGCACACCAACUGGCUGCGCAGAGCACUGGCAAAAGGCCUGAAGCAGACUGCGCUGGCUGGGCUCGUGCACUGCGUGCUCAACCCAGAUGCAGCCGCGGAGAGAACGCCAAGCCGAAGUCGAUCACGGGGCAGCGGCUCCUUGAUGUCCAAACUUCGAGGUCAAUCACCAUCAUUGAGUAGUGCCAAGCCACCCUUGGGCGAGAGGAGCCUUGCCAGCCUCCCCAAGUCCCACAGACGGCUUCCGCCACGAGCCACUAGCGGGGACAAGGCGUCAGCAGACUCCUCGCCACGCGGUCGCAACACACCUCCGCUGCCUCCGCUGGAGAUCUCACGACCGGCCAGCGCGGCACGGCACAAGCCGAUGGGCCUUGUUCCCCGCAGCAUCGCCCCCCGGCAGGCGCAAGUCUCGGCGGUGGACUGGGGGUGA